AUGGCGCAGAACGUCCCCAAGACCACCAAGCAGUGGACCGUCACCUCCCAGGACGGCAAGGACGGCUUCAAUGCCCUCAAGUUCUCCGAGGAGCAGCUCUCAGAGCUCGGCGACAGCCAGGUCCUGGUGAAGCUCCAUGCCGCAUCGCUCAAUUACCGUGACUUGAUCAUUCCUUUGGGCAAAUACCCGUUCGCGACCGUGCCGAAUGUGGUCCCCGGCUCCGACGGCGCCGGCACCGUGGUCUCGGUCGGCAAGCACGUCACCCGCUUCAAGCCCGGCGACAAGGUCGUGACGCUGUUCAAUCAGGCGCACAUCGGCGGGCCUCUCGACGCCGCCGGGGCCUCUUCCGGACUCGGCGGGGCCAUCCAUGGCACUCUCCGAUCUUUCGGCGCCUUCAGCGAGCAGGGGCUCGUGCAUAUGCCGUCCAACAUCUCGUUUGAGGAGGCAUCCACGCUUCCCUGCGCGGCCCUCACCGCGUGGAACGCGCUCUACGGACUCUCCGACAACCAAGUCACGGCUGGGCAGUGGGUGCUCACGCAGGGCACCGGCGGCGUGUCCAUCUUCGCUCUGCAGUUCGCCAAGGCUGCGGGGGCGCGUGUCAUCGCCACGACGGGCUCCGAUGACAAGGUAGAGACGCUGCGCAAGCUUGGCGCGGACCACAUCAUCAACUACAAGACGAACCCGGAGUGGGGCGCCGAGGCCAAGAAGAUUACGGGCGGUCGCGGCGUUGACCACGUCGUCGAGGUCGCCGGCCCCAGGUCCAUGGCCCAGAGCCUCAACGCCAUCAAGAUCUCGGGCGUCAUCACAAUCAUCGGCUUCGUCGGUGGCUUCACAAAGGAUCAGCCCGGCUUCAUCGACUGCCUGAACCACCUGUGCACGGCGCGCGGAAUCCUCGUCGGCUCGAGGACCCAGAUGGAGGACAUGUGCCGCGCCAUCGAGGCGAACCCGGACAAGCUGCGUCCCGUGGUGGACAAGAAGACGUUUAAGCUGGAGAACCUGAAGGAGGCCUACGAGUACCAGUGGAGUGGACAGCACUUUGGCAAGGUGGUCGUGGAGAUUGCAUGA
Molecule: messenger RNA, 1065 nt
Organism: Purpureocillium lilacinum
Lineage: Eukaryota; Fungi; Ascomycota; Sordariomycetes; Hypocreales; Ophiocordycipitaceae
Molecular function (GO): oxidoreductase activity
Source: RefSeq, a predicted model, not a curated record